Molecule: messenger RNA, 822 nt
Organism: Cryptotermes secundus
Lineage: Eukaryota; Metazoa; Arthropoda; Insecta; Blattodea; Kalotermitidae
Gene: Prosbeta3
Product: proteasome subunit beta type-3
Exons: 5
Coding region: 121-738 (205 amino acids)
Biological process (GO): proteasome-mediated ubiquitin-dependent protein catabolic process
Cellular component (GO): proteasome core complex; proteasome core complex, beta-subunit complex
Source: RefSeq, a predicted model, not a curated record
AUCGAUCGCUAUCGAUGAUAUUAGGUACCACUGAAACAAGGCAAGUCACGGCGAUUCAGAUUGUGUGUGAGAGAAGUCGGUAUUGUUGUGCAUAAACGCAGUAUAUUUUAAUUUUCAACAAUGUCGAUCAUGUCAUACAACGGUGGUGCCGUUCUGGCAAUGAAGGGCAAGAACUGUGUGGCCAUAGCAGCGGACAAAAGGUUUGGCAUUCAGGCUCAAACCCUGGCCCUCGAUUUUCAGAAAAUAUUUGAGAUGGGUCCACACCUGUUCAUUGGUCUGCCAGGACUAGCAACUGACACGCAGACUGUUCAUCAGCGACUCAGGUUCCGACUCAACCUGUAUGAGCUAAAGGAGAACAGACACAUCCACCCAAAGACAUUUGCUGCCAUGGUGUCGAACCUACUGUAUGAGAGACGAUUUGGACCUUAUUUUGUGGAACCCAUAGUUGCCGGACUGGAUCCCAAGACAUUUGAACCAUUCAUAUGCAGCAUGGACCUGAUUGGCUGUCCCAACAUGCCCGAGGACUUCAUUGUGGCAGGGACUUGCACAGAACAACUGUAUGGGAUGUGUGAGGCACUGUGGGAGCCCAACCUUGAGCCUGAUGACCUGUUUGAGACAAUAUCACAGGCUCUGAUCAAUGCUGUUGACAGGGAUGCCAUAUCUGGUUGGGGAGCUGUUGUUCACAUCAUUGAAAAAGACAAGAUCACCACCAAGACCCUGAAGACGAGGAUGGAUUGAGCCACAGCUUCAAGAAUAUGCUUUUUCCUUGUUUUAAGUUUUGUAUGAAAGUUCAAAUAAAUGUUGAUUCCUCAGAUGGCCUCA